CAACCAGUUAAAAUGGCUGCUGCAACCACAUAAAUCAGUUAUUUCCAAAACGUAUUGAGAAGUAUAGUGCGUGUAUAGCGCAGGAAUUGACGCUUAGCCUAAGCAGUUCGCCAACAACGAUCAACAUUCCAAUUCACGCGCAAACAAUGACGCGCUUCAACAAAAAAAACGACAUUCUCAGCUAUAACAAUUGUGCGCGUAGCUGUUACAAUUAUCUGGCGUUAAUUGGCGUCCUUUUGUGCUGUGGUUGUCCGUUGACAGCAUCUAUUGCUGUAACCGAGAAUGUCGAUAAUCAACGUUAUCUACAAAAUGGGCCCAUUGGGAGCAACAACGACCGACUGCACCAAAUGCUGAAAGGUGUCGGUGCAGCUGAGCCAAAUUGGCCGCAGCGUGCCAAGCAGGAAGUUACCGACGUAAAGACAGAGAUGGCCAAACUGAAUACAACUUACGUCUACCAGAACGCCUGGCCAGCGAAUAAUGUGAAACUGGGCGCCGUCACUGCUGUUAGCUUUGAUAAAGCCGGCAAUGUGGUCAUAUUUCAUAGGGUCGAUCGAAUUUGGAGCCAGACAACAUUUAACAAUUCCAACGUAUAUCAGGAGCGCAACAUGGGACCCAUUAGGGAGAACACUGUGCUCGGUCUAGAGCCGGAGUCGGGCAAAGUGCUUUAUUCGUGGGGUAAAAAUUUCUUCUACAUGCCCCAUGGUUUGAGCAUUGAUCCCGAGGAUAAUGUCUGGGUAACAGAUGUGGCCUUGCAUCAGGUAUUCAAGUUCCCACCACGAGGCGCAGGAGGCAAACCAUUGCUUACCCUCGGCUCUGCUUUUCAUCCUGGCAUUAGGAAGAAAUUCUGUAAGCCUACCGCGGUGGCUGUGUUGAAUAAUGGAGAUUUCUUUGUGGCGGAUGGCUACUGUAAUGCGCGCAUUAUCAAAUAUUCAAAACAGGGCGAACAGAUCCUAGUCUGGGGACAAAACUCCUUUGCUGGCUUCUCCUACGAUGUAGCGCCACCCAAUUUCUUCGCCAUUCCGCAUGCAUUGACGCUGGUGCCCGAACUGGAGCUGCUGUGCGCAGCAGAUCGUGAAAAUGGACGCGUGCAAUGCUUCUACUCAAACAACGGGACAUUCCAUUCGCAAUACCACAAUCCACUCAUUGGCGAUCGUCUGUUCAGCAUGGCCUAUACACCUGCUGCAGGCGGAGAGCUGGUGAUUGUUAAUGGGCCCACCGCCGAACUGGGCGUAGCACCAACGGACUCCAACGAAGUGUAUGGCUUUGUGAUGAGCAUGCGCAACAAGCAGUUGAUCUCCAAGUUCGGUCCGAACAAUCUGCCAUUCGAGAAUCCACACGAUGUGGCCGUCACCGAAGAUGGCAAUUGCAUCUAUGUGGCUGAACUGAACCCCAUGCGUAUUCACAAAUUUGUGCACAAAUCCAUUGCGAAGACGAUGUCCCUGUCUGCUGUGAAGAUCAUUAGCAGCGCUCAAAGCGAGCCAGCAAUAGCAACAAACAUGUCGGAAACAGUGAACAGUAUUGAUCAAACGCAAACAGCGCAUCAUCCCAGUGGCAAGGCGAUAAUGGUGGCAUCAAUGAUGCUCCUGUUCGCUGGCUCAACAUUUGCGUUGGCGCUGAUUAUGGCGCGCCGUCGCAAACGAGGUUGCCUGCCCUUUGGCACACACAACCGCCGUCAUGCCUGGGAGAAGACGGAGGGCUUUAAGCUGGGCGGCCUGCUCGAUCGGAACGGGUUCGAGAAGCUCGAUCAGAAUGCCAGCGAUGAGGAGCAGGAGCAGGAAACGACAUCACUCUCACAGUACGCCUAGUUUCUACACACACACACACACACACACACACCUGGACCAAGAGACUUAUCUAUUUUGUAAAGCUAACUAAGCGCCAUUCAUAUAGUUCUAGUUCUAAAUACCUCAGUGAAUUUAUUUGAUAUGUGUAUUAUUUAUUUUAAUUACUAUGUGCAUUCCUUUUUCAACCAUUCCAUAUUUUCUACUCUUGCCAAAAUUGCUUUAACUACACAUUAUAUAAUUAAUAUACAUCAUUUAUGUGCAAUUAUUAAAA
Messenger RNA from Drosophila arizonae, 2055 nucleotides. RefSeq names its product Peptidyl-alpha-hydroxyglycine-alpha-amidating lyase 1 (gene Pal1). Gene Ontology annotation, molecular function: protein binding; catalytic activity. The record is from RefSeq and is a predicted model, not a curated record. Gene Ontology annotation, biological process: peptide metabolic process. Lineage: Eukaryota; Metazoa; Arthropoda; Insecta; Diptera; Drosophilidae. Gene Ontology annotation, cellular component: membrane; extracellular region.